AUGGAUAGCAAUAAAAAUGUUAUCAAAUGGAACUUAUAUAACACUAGUAGACUGUUUGUGGUCAUUGCCAGCACUGGUAUCCUAAUAGCAAUGCUAACAUUGAGUUUGUGCCGCAAAUAUCUAUGGGCUAACAGUCCCAGCACUGCAUACAUCAUAGCAGUUGCCAUUCAAACCAUUACACGACUAUCUCUUUGUUCUGUGUUUUUCGUCCACCGAUUGACCGACAUUACGACCAGUGGUUGGAUUUGGUUAUACCUAUUAGUAGAUACAAUUUUAAGUGGUCUAUCAGUGGCUACAUAUGCUACACAUAAUAUGCUAGAAAAUUAUGAAUUUAUACUCUAUUGUAUAAACUUUGCGCUAACUGUUUGUCUAUUAAUCUACUGUACAUUUGCUGAUCAAUUGCUACCAGAAAAUAGCAACAAUAAUACAGAUACUGAUCAUGACUUAUGGAUCAAACAUAUUGUUUGUCCAAAAUCGGGCGCAUCCUAUGCAUCGCGCAUAACCUAUCAGUGGGUAAAUCGGCUACUAUUGAAAGGUUGGCUAAACAAGUCACUAGUAUUUGAUGAUCUAUGGGCACUGAGCCGGGAGGACAGUAGUGUCUAUAACUAUAAGCGCUUUUUGAAACAAUGUUUAAUGAUUCAGUUUAUUGAAGAUCCCGGUGCUCCCCAAUGGCACGGCUAUGUCUAUACUGUACUAUUGGUUAUCAUAAAUGUAUUUGCUUCAAUUGUCCAGGCAAUGUUUAACGAGUAUAUCGGUGCUACAUGUUUACGUAUUAAAUCGUGUCUAACAUCAGCCGUCUAUCGCAAGUCACUAGUGCUGAGCAAUAGUGCCAAACGGCGCACACCUACCGGUGAAAUAGUCAACAUUAUGGCCAUUGAUUGCCAACGAAUUAGCGAGCAAGCCGUCAAUCUGAUUACAAUACUAUCAAAUCCUAUUCAACUGAUAAUAGCCGUCUAUUUGUUAUACCAACAGUUAGGUGUGGCCGCAUUUGCCGGCAUAAUAUAUAUGUUUGUAUCGUUAAUUUUGAAUGUUUUAGUCGGUUUAUUUACUUUACAAUUGAAUAAACAAAUGAUGUCAAUCAAAGACAAACGUCAAAACUUGAUGAACGAAAUAUUGAACGGAAUUAAAGUUUUAAAAUUGUAUGCCUGGGAGGAGGCGUUUAUGGGUUUAGUUGAAAAAAUUAGGACCAAAGAGUUGGACAAAUUUAUUUCAAUUGGCCAAUCGAUUACCGUUUAUGUUGUAUUAAGUUUUACCAGUCCAGCAAUCGUCCAAUUGAUUACCUAUUGUACGUAUGUGGCCAUCAAUAAGGGUGACCAACUGAACCAAUUGAAUGCAUCCAAAAUAUUUGUAUCACUGGCAUUGUUUAAUUUGAUCAGUAAUAGUAGUAAUAAUAAUACAAAUAAUAUAAAACCGAUUUUACAUAAUAUUAAUCUCAAAGUAAUUGACGGCCAGUUUAUGGCAAUAGUAGGCAGUGUCGGGUCCGGUAAGAGUUCACUGAUGUCGGCCCUGUUUGGCGAUAUGGAUCUGAUUGGCAGUAAUGGUAGAGUCAAUGUUAGACCAGAUAUUAGUGUAGCCUAUGUUCCACAACAGGCCUGGAUAUUGAACUGUACGGUCAAAGAGAAUAUAUUGUUUGGUAAACCCAUGGAUCAGGAAUUGUAUGACCGGGUGCUCGACACGUGUGCACUCAGAGAGGACUUACUACAGUUGUCCGACGGCGACGAGACAGAGAUCGGCGAAAAGGGCGUUAAUCUGAGUGGCGGUCAAAAACAAAGAGUCAGUUUAGCCCGAGCUGUCUAUUCCGGUGCCGAUCUAUACCUACUCGACGAUCCACUUUCUGCCGUGGACAGUCAUGUGGCCAAACAUAUUGUCAGAAAAGUACUCGACUCGAGAACCGGUAUUCUAAGCAAUAAAACCCGUUUAUUAGUAACAAAUCAAUUGUUUGUAUUACCCGAUGUCGACCUAAUUGUUGUCAUAAAAGACGGCAUAAUUACAAGUGUCGGUACUUAUGAUAAUCUAUUGGAAAAUGAUUGUUAUUUUUUCGAUUUAAUUCAACAAUAUUUAGCUGAAAGUAGUAGUAGUAGUAGUGAUAAAAUUCCAGAUAAUAUUAAUAUAGAUUAUUAUAAUAUAUAUAUGAAAUAUGCCAAACAUUUAGGUUCGUACUGUUCAAUGGGUUAUCUAUUGUCAAUAAUCACAUACAAUGGCCUACAAAUUGGAUCAUCGUUUUGGUUGACAAUAUUUAGCAACAAUAUUGGCGGCCAACCAUCACCACCACCACCAUCAUCAUCAUCAUCAACAUCAGCAUCGGUUGGCUCAGGAAUGGCUUCCGACCACUACUACUAUUUGGCAAUAUUUAGUGCAUUUAUUGGCUGUUCAAUUGUUACACUAACGCUUAGCCGUUUGUUUAUAAUCUACGGUAUAUGUCGGGCCUCCACUCGUCUACACCGGCAACUGUUGUCGAGUGUAAUGCAUUCACCGAUGAAUUACUUCGAUAGGACACCAAUCGGCCGACUGAUGAACCGAUUUGGUAACGACACCGAUGUAUUGGAUCGCUUACUACUGUUUAAUAUCAACUUAGAGUCGACCACCCGAUCGCCAAUAUAUUCACAUUUUGGUCAAACACUUGACGGUGUGUCAAGCAUUAGAGCUUACGGCUGUACCGAUCGGUUUGUACGGGAAUCCAAUAGACGAGUAGACAUCAAUCAGAUGUGUCUCUAUCCUAAUGUUGUGGCAAACAGUUGGCUAAAAAUUUGGUUGACAUCACUCAGCAAUUGUUUGCUAUUUUUUGCCGCAAUGUUUGCCGUACUGGGGAAAGGCAGUCUAACCGGCAGCGAUAUAGGACUAUCCCUAUCCUAUGCAAUGUCGUUGACCAUAAUGUUAGACCAGUUUAUCAAAGGGUUUUCACUGUUGGAAAACAAUAUGGUUUCAGUCGAACGUAUUGACGAAUACUGUCGAUUGGAAAGUGAAUCCGAUUGGCAUCGAUGUGAUGAUGACUACCCGUUAGCCGAUAACUGGCCCGAUAGGGGAUCAGUUAGGUUUGAGAGUUAUGCCACUAGAUAUAGGAUUGGAUUGGAUUUGGUUCUCAAUGAUAUUGAUGUGGAUAUUAAACCGGGCGAAAAGAUAGGUAUUGUUGGACGAACCGGUGCUGGAAAGUCAUCGCUAACUUUGGCUCUGUUUAGGCUCAUUGAACCAGCAAUGGGUCGGAUAGUCAUCGAUGGCAUAGAUAUCGGACGGUUAGGUCUACACGAGUUGCGCUCUCGGCUAACAAUUAUACCUCAAGAACCCAUACUAUUUUCGGGUACAAUUCGCUUCAAUUUGGAUCCGUUUGGCCAGUUUUCCGACGAUCACUUGUGGACAGUGUUAGAACAGUUGCAUCUCAAAGAGUUUGUUGCCGCCAGUGAUCGGGGACUCGACUGGACGGUCGCCGAAUCGGGUGAUAACAUGAGUGUUGGUCAACGACAGCUCAUAUGUCUGGCACGGGCUCUGUUACGUAACACUCGUGUCCUUAUCCUCGAUGAGGCCACGGCUGCCGUCGACGUCGAAACCGAUGCACUCAUACAGCAAACCAUACGUCAAGAGUUUAGGUCGUCGACUGUCCUAACGAUUGCCCACCGAAUCAACACAAUUAUGGACUCCGAUCGGGUGUUAGUCCUCGACAACGGACGGGUAGCCGAUUUUGCGGAACCCGAUGUUUUACUAAAAAACAAUUUGUCGAUUUUUUAUACACUGGCCAGAGAUGCCGGUGUUAUAUGA
Oppia nitens is the source of this 3750-nucleotide messenger RNA. Its product is annotated as multidrug resistance-associated protein 1-like. Gene Ontology annotation, biological process: transmembrane transport. Lineage: Eukaryota; Metazoa; Arthropoda; Arachnida; Sarcoptiformes; Oppiidae. Gene Ontology annotation, molecular function: ABC-type transporter activity; ATP binding; ATP hydrolysis activity. The transcript has 10 exons. The coding region runs from base 1 to 3750 and encodes 1249 amino acids. The record is from RefSeq and is a predicted model, not a curated record. Gene Ontology annotation, cellular component: membrane.